AUGACCAUCAAAGCUUCCUUAGACCCACAAAACGUUGUUCUCUCUUCUUGGUCCCCUAAUGCAACCAACCCAUGUAAUGACUCUUUCGAAGGCAUUGCUUGCAAUGAGCUUGGCCAAGUGGUCAACAUUUCUCUGCAAGGUAAAGGUCUCGCCGGAACAAUACCGCCGGAGAUUGGUCAGCUCAAGAGCUUGUCCGGGUUGUACUUGCAUUUCAAUGAGCUACAUGGGGUUGUACCUAAGGAAAUAGCCAACUUGAGUGAGCUCUCUGAUUUGUACCUCAAUGUGAACAAUCUAUCUGGAGAGAUACCACCUGAGAUUGGGAGUAUGUCUAACCUUCAAGUUUUGCAACUCUGCUAUAACAAAUUGUCUGGAAGUAUACCUACUCAGAUUGGGUCUCUGAAAAAGCUUAGCGUUCUUGCUCUGCAAUACAAUCAAAUUAGUGGUGCAAUUCCUGCAAGUUUGGGGGAGUUGGCAUUGUUAACAAGGUUAGAUGUGAGCUUUAAUCACCUUUUUGGCUCGAUCCCUGUAAAAUUGGCCAACCCACCGCUGCUAGAAGUUUUAGAUGUCCAAAAUAAUACUCUCUCUGGCAAUGUUCCUCCAGCCUUUAAGAGAUUGAAUGAAGGAUUCCAGUAUGAAAACAACCCAGGUUUAUGUGGAGUUGGUUUUUCCUCUUUGAAAAUUUGUACUGCUUCUGAUUCAGCAAACCCAAACAAGCCAGAGCCAUUUGGGCCAGGCUCGAAUGGUCUUGCUUCAAGAGAUAUCCCCGAGUCUGCAAAUUUCAAACCAAAUUGCACCCGAGCCCAUUGUUCAAGUCAUUCAAAGAACUCACAAAUCGCUGUUAUAUUUGGAGUCAUAGUAAUUGUUUCAUUAGUAGUUUCUGGGCUAUUUGCAUUCUCAUGGUACCGCCGACGAAAACAGAAAAUUGGAAGUGCAUUUGAUUCCUCCGAUAGUCGACUUAGUACUGAUCAGGUCAAGGAAGUUAAUAGAAAGAGUGCCUCUCCACUCAUCAGUCUGGAGUAUUCCAAUGGUUGGGACCCUUUGGGCAAAAGUCAAAGUGGAAGUAGUUUCUCUCAGGAAGUUUUCGAGACCUUUGUGUUUAAUCUGGAUGAUGUGGAGUCUGCAACUCAGCACUUCUCAGAUGUCAAUUUGUUGAGCAAGAGUAGUUUUUCGUCUAUCUAUAGGGGAAUUUUGAGGGAUGGGUCAAGUGCUGCUAUUAAGUGCAUUUCCCAGACUAGCUGUAAAUCUGAUGAAGUUGAGUUCCUGAAGGGAUUAAAAUUAUUGACCUCGUUAAAACACGAAAAUCUUCUUAGGUUCAGAGGCUUUUGCUGUUCAAAAGGCAGAGGAGAGUGCUUCCUAAUCUAUGAAUUUGUCCCGAAUGGAAGCUUGUUGCAGUAUCUUGAUGUGAAGGAUAAAGGAAAGGCUCUUGAUUGGCCUAUUAGAAUUUCUAUCAUCAAAGGCAUUGCCACAGGUAUUGGAUAUUUGCAUGUAAGCAAGGGAAACAAACCAGCUCUAGUUCACCAAAACAUAUCAGCUGAGAAAGUGCUCAUUGAUCAAUGGUACAACCCAUUGCUCUCAGAUUCCGGCCUGCACAAUCUCCUCGCGGAUGACAUCGUCUUCUCAACACUGAAGUCCAGUGCUGCAAUGGGAUACCUUGCUCCCGAGUACACUACCACGGGCCGGUUCACUGAUAAGAGUGAUGUAUAUGCAUUCGGCGUGAUUAUACUUCAGUUGCUCUCUGGGAAAUGUAGAAUCACCCAGUUGACUCGUCAAGGGGCCGAGUCUUGCAGAUUUGAAGACUUCAUAGAUGCUAGUCUUGAGGGGAACUUCUCUGAAUCUGAAGCAGCUAAACUGGGGAAAAUUGCUCUGCUCUGCACCCAUGAAUAUCCUAACCACAGGCCAUCCAUUGAAACUGUGAUUCAACAACUGAACGACACCAUUUAUCGUUCUUGAUCUCUAUAGACGGUUCUUGCCCCAUUUUUCAAAUGACACGCUAGGUAAGUUUGGAUCUGCUACUAACUUAGGACUAAUUCUGAAGCUUUAGGUGGCCAAUUUUCUCAUGCUAUGUCAUCUUGGAGAUAGCAUUUGUGAACAUAAGCUUGGCUUGUUUUGUUGUAGUUUGUAGGAAGACGACUCAAAUUAAAUACCUUGGGAGAUGAUUGUGCAUUAUUGCUGUAUUAAUCGAAAUUGUAGCCAUGUGCCUCACGGGGUUUUUUUUUUGUUGGUUUAAUGGUCAAAGGUGUUCGG
Messenger RNA from Ilex paraguariensis (yerba mate), 2244 nucleotides. NCBI's taxonomy places the organism in Eukaryota, Viridiplantae, Streptophyta, Magnoliopsida, Aquifoliales, Aquifoliaceae. The record is from the annotation of a GenBank genome assembly.